AUGGGCCAGAAUCUUUCGGAUGAGCAUCCGCAGCGGCGGUCGCAUGAAGAGCUAACCCAACAACUUACGGAGAAGUUUAUGAAGAAAUGUUUCACCUCUCUUGAACUAUACUCACUCAGAGAUGUUUUCAAGAGCCUUGCCGAUCAGCAGGACUCCAUCAAAUAUCUGAAAGAGGACACUAUCGCCCGGUACCUGGAAAUACCAGACAUUCUCGGCACCUCGCCAGUCAUUUUCCAAAUGGUAUCCUAUAUCGGUGCUUUUCCAUUUCUUCAAGACGCACCUGCAGUCCUGGAGUUUCAGCGGAUGAUUAUGGUGGUCGUCAUCAUGACUGAGCGCUACAAAACCGUAUUGGCGCGGGGUUCUUCAGAUAGGACCAAACUACUGUUCAAGAGCUUGGCUGUCUUUGACCGUAAGAUGUCAGAAGCAGGAGCCCAUUCAGACACGUCACACGUCGAGUCCAAAGACGAUCAAAAGAAGGCCAUGUCCGGUGUGGCUGGUUUUGCGGUUGAUGCAGCUGGGGACGAAGAUGAGGACGGUGAGGACGACGACCUCGUAUUGACAGCUUUUGAAUUGCUCGACAUCAAGGAUGCCGUGGACCAGGGCCAUGCACCAGUCUUUCAUGGCGCAACCAUCCCAACUGACAAUUUCCGAAAACUUGUCAUGCUGCUUCUCCUUGCCGCCCCGCUUGAUCCCCAAGAAAGCCUCUCAAUGUAUUCAAGCCGUGUUAUUGGACAAGAACUCGAGGGCCUCCGUGGCGCCGCUGAAAGCAUUCUUGCCUCCUUUGUUAAUGCCGAGAUCUCAACUGGCAUCAAGUACAACCACUUCAGAACCAUCAUACCUGUGAUCUGCCCUCAUAUUUUUCGUGGAUUCAAUGGUCUUUUUGAGCGCUUUCUUUUCUCGCAAAAUCUAGAUUUCUCCAAACAUCGCAAUGAUACCCCAGCUACUACUUCAUCUCAAAAAGCGGCACAGCCUCUAUUGACCGACACGGGCGAGAUACUUAACCAGAACACUUUGUCCCAGAUCUCGCUCUUCCUUCCUGGGACAGAUCUCUUCCGGCGAGUGAGGCUCCUGUACUCGGGCAAUGAUGCCGGUUUCUCUAUGGGAAGUUUCCAGACCAAAGUUUUCAACUGGCAAGCUCCAACACUGCUCCUGGUGAGCGGAACACGGCUGGGAGAUGAGCCGGAGGGUGGUCAAGAAAGCAGUUUCGCGGCAUCCUUACCUCCGAAGCGGUUCCCUCAUGGCAGCAGAUCGGAUCGGCUCACUUUUGGUGUCUACGUUCGUGAACCUUGGAAACACACCCACCGGGAAUGCUUCGGCGAUUCAGAAACAACGCUAUUUCAACUUGAACCAAUUCAUGAUGUCUUCCCGGCAUCAACUAUCAACAAAGACUACGUUACUUUCACAAAAGCACCAGCGCACCAUCCCAUGAUGUCGUUCGGUUGCCCUCAUCCACACCCAUCUCAAGCUCACAGAAAGGCCGACAUGUUACGCCUAGGCCCUGUAUCACUAUUACUUGACGACUCGUUCGAGUUUGCAGUCUUCAACCACGAUUUUACAUCUCGAGGAGGUGCAUUUCACUCGAGUGUGGUGAGAAAGUAUGAUUUCCAGGACCGAUUUCAGAUCGAGAGUCUCGAAGUUUGGGGCUGUGGCGGUGAUAAAGAAGCCCAAGCCCAAGCCGAGAAAUGGGCUUGGGAGGAACGAGAGGCUGAAGCUCGCCGCAAGAUCAAUCUUGGAAAUGGAGAUAUCGAGGCUGAUCGGGCGUUACUCGAGAUGGCGGGGUUGAUUGGAGGGAACCGAAGUGGAGGAUCUAUGACGUGA
Messenger RNA from Fusarium musae, 1818 nucleotides. RefSeq names its product Restriction of telomere capping protein 5 (gene RTC5). Lineage: Eukaryota; Fungi; Ascomycota; Sordariomycetes; Hypocreales; Nectriaceae. The transcript is spliced from 2 exons. The coding region runs from base 1 to 1818 and encodes 605 amino acids. The record is from RefSeq and is a predicted model, not a curated record.